ACUCGCUAGCUCUUCCUCUUUCCUCUUCCGGGGACGGUGUCUGGAGGCCUUCAGGAUGGUCCAGCGUUUGACCUACCGCCGUAGGCUCUCCUACAAUACAGCCUCGAACAAAACUAGGCUGUCCCGCACACCCGGCAAUAGAAUUGUUUACCUUUAUACCAAGAAGGUUGGGAAAGCACCAAAAUCUGCAUGCGGUGUGUGCCCAGGCCGUCUUCGAGGGGUUCGUGCUGUGAGACCUAAAGUCCUUAUGAGACUGUCUAAAACGAAAAAACACGUCAGCCGGGCCUAUGGUGGCUCCAUGUGUGCUAAAUGUGUCCGGGACAGGAUCAAGCGGGCUUUUCUUAUUGAGGAGCAGAAAAUCGUUGUGAAAGUGUUGAAGGCUCAAGCACAGAGUCAGAAAGCUAAAUAAAAAUGAAGCUUUUUUGAAUAAUAAAAAAAAUCUAAAGUCUUGUGCUGUCAUUUCUGUUGUGAUGCAUUA
This is a messenger RNA of Talpa occidentalis (Iberian mole), 478 nucleotides long. RefSeq names its product ribosomal protein L34 (gene RPL34). The transcript has 5 exons. Gene Ontology annotation, molecular function: structural constituent of ribosome. The record is from RefSeq and is a predicted model, not a curated record. Bases 56 to 409 code for a protein of 117 amino acids. NCBI's taxonomy places the organism in Eukaryota, Metazoa, Chordata, Mammalia, Eulipotyphla, Talpidae. Gene Ontology annotation, biological process: translation. Gene Ontology annotation, cellular component: ribosome.